Drosophila busckii is the source of this 334-nucleotide messenger RNA. Bases 17 to 334 code for a protein of 105 amino acids. The transcript is spliced from 3 exons. Lineage: Eukaryota; Metazoa; Arthropoda; Insecta; Diptera; Drosophilidae. The record is from RefSeq and is a predicted model, not a curated record.
UGAAUUUGCUAUAAAAAUGUGCCCGCCGUGCCAUCGUCUGUAUAUUUCUCUAACUCUGUUGCUCAUCAGCUUAACGUUGAGCAGCGCGCAUCCGCAGCGCAACUUGCAACACAUUGCAGUGCUUGAGAAUGCCGCCUGGGAGCAAAGCUUGCCACAGCACUUUCAAAAUCCUUUCUACAAGACGCCACGCGUGCGUGAUGCUUUAGCCAGAUCCAGCUGGUUUGGGCCAGGCGAACAAGUCGUGCUGGAGCGUCAGGCGGAGAAGAUACCACGCAUGGAAAUCUAUAAUGUGCUGUCUCAUGCUGGUUUAAUACCAAGACGUCAAUACUUUUAA